Molecule: messenger RNA, 589 nt
Organism: Neofelis nebulosa (Clouded leopard)
Lineage: Eukaryota; Metazoa; Chordata; Mammalia; Carnivora; Felidae
Product: eukaryotic translation initiation factor 1-like
Exons: 1
Coding region: 76-417 (113 amino acids)
Biological process (GO): translational initiation
Cellular component (GO): eukaryotic 43S preinitiation complex
Molecular function (GO): ribosomal small subunit binding; translation initiation factor activity; RNA binding
Source: RefSeq, a predicted model, not a curated record
CUGUCCCCACUGCCCGCCUUCUCCCACUGCCACCUUCUGCAGGCCUUUUCCACAGAGGAAAAGGAAUUGUAUUUUAUGUCCACUAUCCAGAACCUCCACUCUUUCGACCCCUUUGCUGAUGCAAGUAAGGGUGAUGAUCUGCUUCCUGAUGGCACUGAGGAUGAUAUCCAUAUAAGAAUUCAACAGAGAAAUGGAAGGAAGACCCUUACUACUGUCCAAGGGAUCGCUGAUGAUUACAAUAAAAAGAAACUAGUGAAGGCAUUUAAGAAGAAAUUUGCCUGCAAUGGUACUGUAGUUGAGCAUCCAGAAUAUGGAGAAGUGAUUCAGCUACAGGGUGACCAGUGCAAGAACAUAUGCCAGUUCCUUGUAGAGAUUGGAUUGGCUAAGGACGACCAGCUGAAUGUUCAUGGGUUUUAAGUGCUUUUGGCUCACUGAAGCUUAAGUGAGGAUUUCCUUGAAAUGAGUAGAAUUUCCCUUCUAUCCCUUGUCACAAGUUUAAAAACCUGUGACAGCUUGUAUAAUGUAACCAUUUGGGGUCUGCUUUUAACUUGGACUAGUGUAACUCCUUCAUGCAAUAAACUGAAAAGAG